AUGUAUUGCCUUUUCCUUUUUUCGUUCAUCGGAGUCGGAUUGGCUAUUCCGAUUACGCCAAUGUUGACAAGCGAUGAGCUCGCCGCUCAUAAAGCUGAUCAAAAGGAGUUAUCAAAGACUUGCCCAGCAAACGCCGAGUGGAGAGAGUGCUCGAAUUUGUGCCCGGAGAAACACUGUGGGAAUAUCAUGAUGGUCUCCUCUUGCUUUUCGUUGAGAUGCGGUGGGCCAAAAUGCAUGUGUCAAGAGGGUUUCGUCCGCACCAGUGAAGCCAACAAUGCUGAUUGUGUUCGUCGUGAGACAUGUAUCGAGAAGAAUGCGCAAGCGCUUCGUACC
Molecule: messenger RNA, 333 nt
Organism: Mesorhabditis belari
Lineage: Eukaryota; Metazoa; Nematoda; Chromadorea; Rhabditida; Rhabditidae
Source: the annotation of a GenBank genome assembly